Chiroxiphia lanceolata (lance-tailed manakin) is the source of this 1505-nucleotide messenger RNA. RefSeq names its product thromboxane A2 receptor (gene TBXA2R). Gene Ontology annotation, biological process: positive regulation of vasoconstriction; positive regulation of cytosolic calcium ion concentration; positive regulation of blood pressure. The transcript has 3 exons. Gene Ontology annotation, molecular function: thromboxane A2 receptor activity. NCBI's taxonomy places the organism in Eukaryota, Metazoa, Chordata, Aves, Passeriformes, Pipridae. Gene Ontology annotation, cellular component: plasma membrane. Bases 357 to 1418 code for a protein of 353 amino acids. The record is from RefSeq and is a predicted model, not a curated record.
CGGCUGGCCGCGACUUUGGACAGCGCAGCGACACCUCGAGCUGGGAAAACCUCCGGGGUGCGAACCCUCGCCGGGGCUGCGGGGGCACCCAGGGACUCAGCGGGGACUCCGGCCAUCCGACACGCCCCUUCCCGGGUCCCGGGGCCGCUCUGCGGGGCUCGGUGGGGACCCCCCUGUCUGUGGGACCCCGCCGCUGAGGGGGCGGCACGGCCGGAUCCCCCCCCCCGCCCGGACAGGGACCCACUCGGGUAAACAAGGCAAGGCGGGCUCGGUGCCGGCAGUGGGGGUCACAGGCCAUGGAGCCGAGUCAGGAGGGUGCCUGAAGCUGCCAGAAGGAGUGUGAGGGGGUGAGGGAUAUGGAGCCCCCCAACAGCAGCGUGGCUGGGCCGGCACACUCGUGUUUCGGGGUGUUCAACGCCAGCGACGGCCGCGCCAACGCGCGGAACAGCAUCGCCUCGCCCUGGUUCUCCACGGCCUUCGGCCUCAUCGGCCUCUGCUCCAACCUCUUCGCCCUCUGCGUCCUGCUCAGCUCCUCCCGCAAGCUCUCCAGCCACGCCCGCUCCUCCUUCCUCGUCUUCCUCUGCGGGCUGGUGGUCACGGACUUCAUGGGGCUGCUGGUGACAGCCUCGGUCAUCAUCCCCUACCACUUCAUCAAGUUCCCCUGGGCCGAGGUGGACCCCGACUGCCACCUCUGCAACUUCCUCGGCUUCUCCAUGGUGUUCUUUGGGCAGUGCCCGCUGCUGCUGGGGGCCACCAUGGCCGGGGAGCGGUUCCUGGGCAUCAACCGCCCCUUCUCCCGCUCCACCAGCAUCUCCAAGCGCCGUGCCUGGACCAUGGUGGGGCUGGUGUGGGGCUUCUCCUGCCUGCUGGGGCUGCUGCCGGUGCUGGGGCUGGGCCGGUACACACUGCAGUUCCCCGGCUCUUGGUGCUUCCUCACCCUCCUGCCCGACACCGGCGACAUCAUCUUCUGCCUGCUCUUCGCUCUGCUGGGCAUCCUGUCGGUGCUGCUCUCCUUCAUCCUCAACACCGUCAGUGUGGUCACGCUCUGCCGCGUCUACCACGACCGCGAGUCGGUGCAGCGGCGCCGCGACAGCGAGGUGGAGAUGAUGGUGCAGCUCGUGGGCAUCAUGAUCAUCGCAACCAUCUGCUGGAUGCCCCUCCUGAUCUUCAUCGUGCAGACGGCGCUGCAGCACCUGCCCGGCGGGCGGGCACAGGAGCUGCCCACGGACACGCAGGAGAUGCUGCUGAUCUACAUCCGCAUGGUCACCUGGAACCAGAUCCUGGAUCCCUGGGUGUACAUCCUGUUCCGGCGGGCGGUGCUGCACCGCGUGUACCCCCGGCUGCGCCCCCGGCCCUCCAUCGUGUCCCUCACCCCCUCCCUGCGCCGCAAGCUCACCGCCGGCUCCGUCCUGCAGUAGCGCCCCCGGGCUGGGGGGACACGGCCGGCCCCCCAUCCCGCCCCCUCCGUGGGUCCCCAUCACCUGCAUCCAGGGGCUCUCCCUGCC